CCCCUCCCCACUAGUAUGUAGGAUUUGAACUUUGCUCUGCUCGGUUGCUCUGCAGGGUCGUAUGAUUGAAGUCAAGUUUGUAACACUUAUGCUUCAGGACAUGCUGGAUAUGAUCAUGGGAAGCACGUUGGCCAAGUGUGCAGCCACUGACCUGGGCAUUCAGUGGGUCGGAUGGGCACUAGCGUCUGCGCUCAAAACGGAAAAGUUUUACGAUUUGGCAGGAUCUGGUACCUUUAUAUUGCUGGCUCAUCUGAGUCGUGUUUGGGGCGGAACUGGACACCUUAGACAGAAUGUACAAACUGGACUUGUCACUGCCUGGGGACUGAGACUCGGGACAUUUCUCUUUCUUAGAAUCCUGAAGGAUGGGCAAGACCGGAGGUUUAACAAUGUCAGAGACAGCCCGGGGACAUUCUUUGUCUACUGGACCAUGCAAGCUUUGUGGGUAUUUGUUACCCUCUUGCCCACCCUAAUUCUAAACAGUGAGAGAAGAGAUGAGCCCUUAGGCCCACGUGACUAUAUCGGGUGGGGAAUAUGGGGGCUUGGCUUUGCUACACAGGCCAUCGCAGACCAGCAGAAGUGGAACUUUAAGAGUGAUCCAGAUAACACUGGCAAAUUUAUUCGCCAUGGACUGUGGGCAUACAGCAGACAUCCAAACUACCUGGGGGAGAUCCUACAGUGGUCAGGACUGUUCCUAUCGGCUUCCUCCGUCCUGCGUGGGCCUCAAUACCUCAGUGCGAUCUCUCCCCUUUUUGUUUGGUUCCUACUUAGGCAUGUUAGUGGGAUCCCCAUUCUAGAGAAACAAGCUAUGAGAAAGUGGGGAUCGGACCCUGCUUUCCAUGAUUACAUCCAAAACACUCCACUCCUUUGGCCCUUUCCCAAAUUUAAAGGUGAAUAAAGCACUAUACAGCUCA
Molecule: messenger RNA, 911 nt
Organism: Xyrauchen texanus (razorback sucker)
Lineage: Eukaryota; Metazoa; Chordata; Actinopteri; Cypriniformes; Catostomidae
Exons: 5
Coding region: 62-895 (277 amino acids)
Biological process (GO): lipid metabolic process
Cellular component (GO): membrane
Molecular function (GO): oxidoreductase activity, acting on the CH-CH group of donors
Source: RefSeq, a predicted model, not a curated record